Molecule: messenger RNA, 857 nt
Organism: Trichobilharzia regenti
Lineage: Eukaryota; Metazoa; Platyhelminthes; Trematoda; Strigeidida; Schistosomatidae
Source: the annotation of a GenBank genome assembly
GAUGGUUGAGAGAAAGUUUCGUGUUGUGUAAAAUGUUCAUGUGUCAAGCGAUUUGAAUUGCACUGUGGUUUACCUGCGAGUGUUCUUUGUGGUAAGAUCACAAAUAGUUGUCUGUGAUAUGUCGAAUUUAUUCAUUCAUUUUCAGACUAACAACACAGUCAACAUUUUUGCGCCGAUGCAGCGGUCAUCAACAUUGGACCAAAUGAAGUCUGCAAUAAACAGGUUUUCUGACAUUAUUACGUCUCACUUGCUGUUGAUUGCAGUGAUUAUAUGUUGCAUCAUUAGUGUCAUCAUGACCAUAUCCAUACUGAUCUCCAGGAAGUUACGAAUGCAUUACAGAAUUUAUAUAUUUUCACUGGUAUUAGCAUUCCUUUCAUGGACAGUCCUUGUUUCGAUAUUUUGUUAUCAAAUUGGCCCAAUAUACAGCUUGAUUUCGCUCGUUUUAACAUUGCUCGCAGGAGGAACAGCAAUUUUUUUGGGUUUCAGAUCUAGAGAAUUCUCAGCCAAGGGGUAUAUCUUAUUCUACGCACUGCCCAUGGUACUUUUCGUCAUCGGGAUUAUUUUCCUCAUUCUUUUUCAAAAAUAUGGUUCUCCAUUCGACAUAUUAUGUGGAUUAUUUCUCGGAGUGGGAACAAGUCUUAUCAUAUACCUAUCUACAGUGUGGUUGAAAUAUUCUCCUGAUGAAACAAUCCACUCAGUGGUAUUUACGGUCUUCCUUGAAUUCAUCGAGUCAGUGGGACUAUUCAUGAUAUUCGCUAUGUUAUUCUGGCUAAAAGUGGAACUAUCCCCGACUAGUGAGUUGGAAUAAACGCAGCUGAUAAUCUAUCGAUUUCCAACUCUUCAUGAUUCAUGAAUAA